Messenger RNA from Penicillium lagena, 1032 nucleotides. RefSeq names its product amidohydrolase family protein. The coding region runs from base 1 to 1032 and encodes 343 amino acids. The transcript has 2 exons. Gene Ontology annotation, biological process: secondary metabolic process. Gene Ontology annotation, molecular function: hydrolase activity; carboxy-lyase activity. Gene Ontology annotation, cellular component: cytosol; cytoplasm. Lineage: Eukaryota; Fungi; Ascomycota; Eurotiomycetes; Eurotiales; Aspergillaceae. The record is from RefSeq and is a predicted model, not a curated record.
AUGGCAAGGUCGCCUGAAAAGAUAGAUGUACAUGCCCACUUUCUGCCAUCUGUCUAUCGUGAGCAAUGCCUGGCAAAUGGAUAUAGUUCCCCUGAUGGGUACCCCAACUUGCCGGAAUGGGAUCUAGAUGCACAUCUGAAAAUGGCAGAUGAAAUGAAUAUCACGAAGUCAUACCUAUCGAUUUCAUCUCCGGGAGUACAUCUGGUUCGUGGUAAUGAUCAGCUUACCCGAGAUCUCUGCCGAGACUGCAACAUCGCCGGUGCGGAUAUCAAGAAGCGGUACCCCGAGCGGUUCGGCUUUUUUGCGUCCCUUCCAUUGCCGGACGUUGGCGACAGCCUCAAGGAGUUAUCUUAUGUCUUUGACACAUUGAAUGCCGAUGGCAUUGUUGUCGAAACAAAUUUUCACGGUUACUAUCUUGGACAUCGAAGUUUCGAGCCUAUCUGGGCUGAACUGAAUCGCCGAAGCGCCAUUGUUUUCAUACACCCAACGACCGGCUGCAUCCUGAAAAAAGAUGCCAGUUCUGGCGAAGUUUGUCACAAGAUUGACCCUCUGUCGGAGUUUCCGAAUCCCAUUUUCGAGUUUCUUUUUGAUACUACGAGAGCAGUUAUCAACUUAUUCUACUCAGGCAUGAUCGCUCGCUAUCCAAACAUAACUUAUAUCGUCUCUCAUGCCGGUGCGUGCUUACCGCCGCUGAUAGAAAGGUUCUCGCUCUUUGGCCGCAGGAUGCCGAAUGUGCCUGUUGAUGAAUCAGUCACAUCGGCUUUCGUGAGAGAAAGACUGCGGAAACAAUUUUACUUCGACAUGGCCGGCGUUCCGUGGCCCGAUCAAUUACCCGCUCUGCUCCCUCUUAUCGGCAAAGAUCAGGUACUCUACGGGAGCGACUACCCCUUCACGAAGUCUGAGUCUGUUAAGAGCCUAGGAGAUAUGAUGGAACACUUCAUGCCUACUGUGUUCACGACUGAGGAGGAACGAGAGAUGGCAUACAAAAGGAACGCAGAAAAGCUUUUUGGUACUCAAUCUAGUGGUAAAUGA